GACGCCGCAAUAAUCGCUCCUCUGCCUUCCAUUCUACUCUCCUACACAUCAUUUGCCCUCUAGGCCUGACGGACCACCAGCGCACGGGCACGGUGCCCGCUCUGGACAUCUCAUAUUGCUAUUCGAUUUCAUCAACACGACCAAUCACACGCCCGUCAUGAUAGAGGACAAGUACAUCGGCUUGUCCCUGGCCGUGACCUCUACGCUGGGCAUCGGCGCAUCGUUCGUCAUUACGAAAAAAGGACUGAAUGCUGCUGCGCAACAAAAUGGGUUCGAAGGCGACGGAUUCGCAUAUUUGAAAAACCCCAUCUGGUGGGGAGGUAUUAUUACCAUGGUCAUUGGAGAGAUUUGCAACUUUUCCGCAUAUGCCUUUGCGCCCGCGAUCCUGGUGACUCCUUUGGGCGCGCUGAGCGUGUUGAUUGGAUCGGUGUUGGGGAGUUAUUUCCUGGAUGAAAGAUUAGGAGUGCUGGGGAGGGUCGGUUGUGCGAUUUGUCUGAUUGGGAGUGUGGUGAUUGUGUUGCAUGCGCCGCCCGACCAAGAGUUGAACAAUAUUGACGAGCUGCUACAUUAUGCCAUGCAAUUGGGUUUCCUGACGUACUGCACGAUCGUGUUGAUAUUCGCGCUGGUCAUGAUAUACAAGAUUGCGCCCGUAUACGGGAAGAAGAACCCCAUGGUGUACAUCAGCAUCUGCUCGACAGUAGGAUCCAUAUCGAUCAUGGCGAUUAAAGGCUUUGGCAUUGCGCUCAAGCUCACCCUCGGCGGCAACAAUCAGUUCACCCACCCUUCCACAUACGUCUUUGCGAUUGUGGUCGUAGUCUGCAUUCUCACGCAGAUGAAUUACUUCAACAAGGCGCUGGCGACCUACAGCACCAAUAUUGUUAACCCACUGUACUAUGUGACCUUUACAACCUGCACUCUCACAGCCUCCUUUAUCAUGUUUCGAGGCUUCAAUACCGCCGACGCCGUCAAUACCAUCUCCCUCCUCUGCGGCUUCCUCACCAUCUUCACCGGCGUCUACCUGCUCAACCUCUCCCGCGAAGACCCCGACGGAAUGAAUGCAGGCAUCAAAUCCGCCCGUGACGGCCGCGGCCAAUACCACGACAUUGACGGCAUCCCUACCGAUGGGCUCGCAGGCCUGCAAACCCGCUUGAGCAUGCAAAGUCGCAGAAGCGGCGAACUUCAUCAUCGGAGGAGUAAUAGUUGGAGUCUCCGAUCUCCGCGAUCUCGCUCCAGCGUCGAUUACGGAGCAGCAGCGGUCCAUUCUGCAACGACGACCAAUCACAUGACAAGAGGAGGUGAGCAACAACAACAACAACAAACACCACCACAGCAUCUAUUGCAUGCAUAUGACAUUGAAGCCAAUGCGUUGGGGGAUUUGGCGGAGGAUAGUGACGAAGACACGUUGAGUGGAUCGAAUCAGAAGCGGACCAGUUUUGAUCGCCACAGUAUGGGUGGGAUGGAGGGCAAGGGGAAUGGGAAUGGAAUGGGGAAUGGACAUGGAAAUGGAACGUUACGAAAUGGGACACUGCCUCGCAAAGAAAAGGUCGUGGUCGCUACUGCUGGUAUCGGUGGUGGUGGAAAGGGGUUUGAUUCCGAUCCGAAAAGGUAGCCAGUCAGUUCACCUACCCUCGGAGGUGGGGGUGGGAAUGAAAUGAAAUGGAACGGAAUGGAAUGGAAAUGGAAAUGAAAUCGAAACUUGAGAGAAAACAAAAAACUACAACAAUCAAAUAUACAACCAACAGUGCGAAACGGUAGCAUAGAGAGAAAGAAUCCAAUCAGUAUAAG
Messenger RNA from Sphaerulina musiva SO2202, 1785 nucleotides. Its product is annotated as DUF803-domain-containing protein. Gene Ontology annotation, cellular component: membrane. Lineage: Eukaryota; Fungi; Ascomycota; Dothideomycetes; Mycosphaerellales; Mycosphaerellaceae. The record is from RefSeq and is a predicted model, not a curated record. The transcript is spliced from 3 exons. Bases 158 to 1609 code for a protein of 483 amino acids. Gene Ontology annotation, molecular function: magnesium ion transmembrane transporter activity. Gene Ontology annotation, biological process: magnesium ion transport.